Dermochelys coriacea (leatherback sea turtle) is the source of this 1134-nucleotide messenger RNA. Its product is annotated as actin-related protein T2-like. The record is from RefSeq and is a predicted model, not a curated record. Lineage: Eukaryota; Metazoa; Chordata; Testudines; Dermochelyidae.
AUGUUGAAUCCCCAAACUUUAGAUAUUCCAGCUGUGAUUUUUGACAAUGGAUCAGGGCUAUGUAAAGCUGGUCUGUCAGGAGAAAUUGGUCCAAGACACAUCAUUCCUACAGUUAUUGGCUGCCCCAAAACAAAAAUGUCACUGUUAGGAGCAGCUCAGAAGGACUGCCAUGUGGGAGGAGAAGCCCAGCACAAACAAGAUGUGUUGUCUUUGAAGUAUCCCAUUGAACAUGGUAUAGUUACAUCUUGCGAUGAUAUGGAGAAGAUCUGGAAGCAUAUCUAUGAGCAUGAAUUGGGACUGAAAGCAUUUGAGAGGCCCGUGCUAAUGACUGAGACCUCUUUGAACCCAAUGGAGAAUCGAAAAAAACUGACUCAGCUGAUGUUUGAACAGUUUAAGGUGCCUGCUUUCUACCUGUCUGUCCAAGCCAUAUUGUCCCUCUAUGCCUCAGCACGCAUCACAGGACUGGUCAUAGACAGUGGAUUUGGUGUUACCCAGACGGUACCAGUCUAUGAAGGGUAUUACUUACCCCAUGCCGUCUCCAGGCUGGAUGUUGCAGGCAGAGAUAUCACAGAGUUCCUCAGGAAGCUCCUUGUGGAAAGUGGGCAACGCUUUGAGAGCCUUGCUGGGAAGAAGAGUAUCAUAGAGGACAUCAAGGAAAAGUUGUGCUAUGUGGCUCCAGAUCCACACAGAGAAUUAGCCAAGAGGCCAGAGGAGGUCCUGAAAGAAUAUAAACUACCUGAUGGGACUCUAGUCAGUAUUGGCAGUCCACUCUUUCAAGCACCAGAGAUCCUCUUUGCGCCAGGUAGCACUGGUAGCAGUGCACCAGGCCUUCAUAGGAUGAUCGCUCACAGUGUUUCAAAGUGUGACGUCAAUAUUCACAACACGCUCUAUGGGAACAUGGUGCUGUCGGGUGGUUCGUCCCUCUUUCAUGGGCUGGAUGAGAGGAUUUUUAAGGGACUAGAACAUCAGGCCAAAGGGAUUCCUAUAAAGAUCAUAGCACCCACAGACAGGUGGUUUUCUGCAUGGAUCGGGGCUUCUGUAAUUACUUCCUUGACCAGCUUCAGGCAAAUGUGGAUCACUGCAGCUGAUUACAAGGAUUUUGGACCAAACAUUGUCCAAAGAAGAUGUUUUUAA